CCUGAGGAGGCGUUGUCGCUGCGGGCUUCGCCCAAGGAGAGCCUCCGGGGCUGGAUGUGACCUUCUGCCUGGAAUUUCUCAAGUUCUUAAAAGUUUCGGUGUAUACUUGAGGUGGCAGUUUAUAUCAAGUAAGCACUGGAACUUGUGGUCACACCCUUCAAGAAUAAAAAAGUUAGAAAAUGGAACAACCACAAAUGUUACGUGAGGAAGAAAGAGAGCCAGAACCACAGAAGAAUGUAAAAGAAGCCAAACAAGUAGAUGAUGAAGAUGCUGAACUGAUCUUUGUUGGAGUGGAACAUGUAAAUGAAGAUGCUGAGCUUAUUUUUGUUGGGGUGACCUCAAAUUCAAAACCAGUUGUUUCAAACAUUUUGAACAGAGUCACCCCAGGUUCAUGUUCAAGGAGAAAUAAGUAUCGUCACCGUAGAAAAGAUAAUGCUCCCAAAUCGCAGCCUGCAAGUCAUACAUCAGAAGCAGUGACCGUCUUGCCAGCUUCUCAAUCUGAAUUGAGGUCAAGAGAUAGUCCUAUUAUUAUUGAGCCUUUGUCUAAACCUGAUUAUAAAAGCAAUUCACCACAAGUCGUGCCUAACAGCUCUUCUGAGUUAUGUUCUCCUUUGGUUACAUUCAAAAGUUCAUUGCAUCAUCCAGUAAGAGCAGCACUUUCAGUAGGAGGUAUGAAUGAAAGUCCUUGUUUAUCAAAGCAACUUUCCACUUCUGAAGUGAAUAGCAUAAAUUCCAAAAAGCCUAAACUCAGUGAUGGAAUCAUAGGGGGAUAUUCUCCAGCUUUGUCCCCCUCAGAUACCUUUCAUAUAGUGAAUACUCAGCAAAAUACACCCUCAAGUGAUGUUCAUACCUCAUUAAGCCAUGUUCAGAAUGGAGCCUCUUUUCCAACAGCUUUUCCAAAGGACAGUGUCCAUUUUAAGCCUGUAAAUCUUAAUAGGGAAAAUGGAGUGGCAAAAACAGAUUUUUUGAGUGUAGCAAGUCAGAGCAAGACCUUUGCUCCCAAGAAAGGAAAUCUUAUUGUGUCACUUAGUGACUUCUACUAUGGACAGCAUAAAGGAGAUGGGCACCCAGAACAGAAGACUCACACAACCUUUAAAUGCCUCAGCUGCUUGAAAGUUCUAAAAAAUGUUAAGUUUAUGAAUCAUAUGAAGCACCACUUGGAACUUGAGAAGCAGAAGAAUGACAGCUGGGAAAACCACACCACUUGCCAGCACUGCCACCGACAGUUUCCAAAUCCUUUCCAGCUGCAAUGUCACAUUGAAAGUGUACACACUACCCAGGAGCCCUCUGCAGUCUGUAAAAUCUGUGAAUUGUCAUUUGAAACAGAUCAGGUUCUCUUACAACACAUGAAGGACAAUCAUAAACCUGGGGAAAUGCCCUAUGUGUGCCAGGCUUGCAGUUACAGAUCGUCAGCCUUUUCUGAUGUGGAAACACAUUUUAGAACGUGCCAUGAAAACACUAAGAAUUUGCUUUGUCCAUUUUGUCUCAAAAUUUUCAAAACUGCAACACCGUACAUGAGUCAUUAUAGGAGGCACUGGGAAAAGAGUGUUCACCAGUGUUCUAAAUGCCGGCUACAGUUUUUAACUUUCAAGGAGAAAAUGGAGCACAAGACCCUGUGUCAUCAAAUGUUUAAGAAGCCUACACAACUAGAAGGAUUGCCUCCUGAAACAAAAGUUGUUAUUCAAGUAUCAGUGGGACCUCUUCAACCAGGAUCAGUGGAAGUAGCAUCCAUUACUGUGAGCACAUCUGACUCGGAACCAUCACCCCCCAGGACUAAAAGUGGGACUUUAGAAAACCCUCAUUAAUUUUAGUUUCAGUAAAUCUGAAGCAAGUCAAAACCAAUCAAUUUAAAUCAAAAUCCCCAUAAGUAUAAAAAAUACAUACCAUACAUUAUUUAAUAGUACCAAAAAUAGCAAAAUGAAUGAAUUAUAAGUUUUUAAAACCUCAUAAUAUGCAAUAUUGUUUGAUCUGAACUUUGAGGUGUUAUUUUAAAUUACCUGGUUUUCAUGUUAACUAUCUAACUUAACACAUGAAAGGUGUUUGUAUGAGAGAGAGAGAGAGAGAGAGAGAGAGAGAGAGAGAGAGAGAGAGAGAGGGAGAGAAAGAAAGGAAACCUAUUUAUUUUUUUUGGUGUUUUAUGUUACUCUUAAGUGUGAAAGCUCUUUUCUAUAUAGAAUUUGUAGUUUUUGAAGUACUUAAUUUUAUUUUCAAUUUUUUCCAUGUUUUAAAGAUUUUGCUAUUAACUCUAGUCAGACUGGAAUGGCUUUGUUAUGGCCUGGCCCAUUUGCUGCUGAAGUCCCAGAAGUGCCUCUGUUGUGCUGGUAUAAAAUAACCUGGUUUUGAAAGCCUGGGUGUGUAGUUGAGGGAGAAGCUAUACCAGGAAUUGAUAUCAGGAAGAUGGAGGUGAGUCAAGGGAGAGCAGCGGCUCCUUGUCCCAGUUGAGGGAUAGGCACACAUUUAUUCACUGCGGUCUUGGAGCCAAAGCAGAAGGAACACUGUCUUGGAGUGCCUUUACCUAAUCCAUGAACAUUCAAGGAAGCAAAACCAUUAAAAGUAAAAUGCCUGAGUUUGGUGAGGGACCCCUGCAGACAUCAAACAGCUGCUGUGUAUCAUUGGCUUCAGAUGAUUGGGGCCUGGUGCUAGGAGACUUCUGUUGAGUGAUUUGAAGGGAAAUUAGAUUCGCUCCCCUCUCCCUUCUGACAAGCUGCUAGUGGAGAAUGAACUUGCUGUAUUCCUCUCAGUCACAGCAGUAAAGCAAGUUAAAUGUCUCAAGGGAAAGGAACCCUGACAUCCAUAAUUUGAACUGUACUGGACCCAUAGUUUUAACUGAAAAGGGCCAAACAAAUGGUAUCUGUUCAGUUCAUGGACUGAACUAAAUUUAGUUCUCCCACUAUUAAGCUGGAAUGAGGGCUUGUCUGAGAACAUUAGGUACAGUGGACAAAAAUAGCCCAGGGUGACUGACUAGUAUUAAACCCAUACGGGGCUUUUUCUUAUAUUUUUCUGUGCACAUGUGUCUUACCCUAAUUGAAAAUGUGAAGCUUUCAGUUUUCUGUCUUGCCUUGGGCAUGAGUGUAUUAUGGUUAACAGUUACUCUUUUCUUGUAUGUAUCAUUUCCUAAUUUAUCACACCAAUACUGUUCGGGUCUUACUUGACACAUUAGUGUGCCAGAAAUGUCCCAUUUAUUUUAAUAAGUGUUAAGUCUUAGAGUUAAUAUCCUUUAUCUAAUCUAUCCUAUUUUCUAACCUGUAGUAUGGGGGUAUCUUUUUUCCUUGCCCUCCCCAGGGAUAAUUUCACAGAACUGUGGAAUACCCUUUUAAGUAUUGGUUCCUGAACAUCAGCAGCUUUGACUGCUUCUGUGGGUUCCCAGGGUUGUCUUCCUGGGCAUGUUAUAGUGCCAUCUCUUGUUUCUCCACCCUGACCCAGGUGCCCAGCAGCCUCUGUUCACCAGUCAAGGAGUCUGACAUCCUGGCUAUAGAUGACAUAGGUCUGGAGAAAUCUCUACUUUUUUCCUUGCUUUUUUCGUAAAGGUACUUAUCUUUCCCCACUUCUUUCUCCCUUCCUCAAUCUAGUUAAAUUUCCUAAGCUUUCACAAAAAGCUGAAAAGAGAUUAUCAUCAAAGGCUUGGGGAGGAUGGGGCUGGCUGGUUAGCUCAGUUACAGCAUGGUGCUGAUAACAUCAAGGUCCAGGGUUUGAUAUUCCUGUACUGGCCAGCCAUCCAAAAAAAAAGGGGGGGGGACUGCAGAUAACACAGAAGUUGUGAGUAUAUUGUGCACAUUUUAGAUAAUUUCCUGACUGUAGAUUCAUUGAUUCUGUUGUAUUUAUUUGCUUGAUGCUUGAUUGAUUUGCACCUUGAACAUUUUACUAGGCCUUUUCAAUUAGUUUUCUUGGGCCAAGGUACUUUACUAAAAUUUCAGUCUGAACUUUUUCUUUAGGCAUAGAAAGAGUGUGUGUGUGUGUGUGUGUGUGUGUUUGUAUCCCACUUGUUCUGAUCUCAGGUGGAAAAUCCUGCUGUGUACAGAUCUGUAGUCUUUUGCAUACUUACCUCCUUUAUUCUGUUUUUAUGGUAAAAAUAUGAAAUGUUUUAGUUCUAUGUUUUUGUGAUUGCUUAAUAUUAUCAACACUGUUAAUGUUUGCCAUUUCACUAAAGCAUGCUCCUAAGAAAUACAGAUUGUCAUUUAUUGCCAACCACAGGUUCCAGUAAUCUGGCCUCUGCCUACCUUCUCUCUUCCAUUCUCUACCAUGUUCCCCACUGAUGCACUAUUUUUGACACACUGGCCUUGCUUUUCCUUAAGCAAAUCACAUUUUUUCCUAAUCCAAAGACUUUGCACAUGCUAUUCGCUUUCUUAGAAUGCUCUUACCCUAGGCUUUCAUAGCUUGCUACCUCACUAAUUUACACUUUCCUUUGGUUCAUUGAAUUUCAUCAAGGUUCUUAGAAUGACACUGAACUCUCCCUUUCCCCCCACCUUUUUUUUUUUUUAAAAAAACUUACUUUCUUCUCCUCUUGAAAGGCACUUUACUUCUCCCUACCCCUUUCUUCCCUCUCCAAUCUAGUAAAAUUUCCUAGGUUUUCAUUAAAAAACUGGGAAGAGAUCAUCAUCAAGGGCUUUGCUUCUCUUUUAGCAUUGAGCUAGCUUGAGUCAAUUUAUGUGCCUGUAACCAAAAGAAAAUUAGUAUAGUGAGUAGAGUUCUUUCAGGAGCUUUCUCUGCUUUUUCUAUCGAUACUUCUAUUUUUUUUAUGGCAAUGUCACUUUGUUUUGUUUACAAAUAUAUUGAAUAUCUGUCAAGAUUACUAUUUUGUUAUUGCCCUUUGUGAAUUUCCUUGUCUAUUUUGC
This is a messenger RNA of Cynocephalus volans (Philippine flying lemur), 4832 nucleotides long. It is a transcript of the gene ZNF280B, whose product is annotated as zinc finger protein 280B. The record is from RefSeq and is a predicted model, not a curated record. Gene Ontology annotation, biological process: regulation of DNA-templated transcription. Lineage: Eukaryota; Metazoa; Chordata; Mammalia; Dermoptera; Cynocephalidae. Gene Ontology annotation, molecular function: DNA-binding transcription factor activity, RNA polymerase II-specific; RNA polymerase II cis-regulatory region sequence-specific DNA binding. The transcript is spliced from 3 exons. The coding region runs from base 180 to 1805 and encodes 541 amino acids.